AUGCUCGAUCGUGGACAAAUUAAUGAACCAAUAUAUUAUGGUGUUGAUCAACUACAACAAACAAAUCAAAAUCAACUAAGACAGGUUGAAGAACGACACGGUGAAUUCCGACAAUUAGAAACUGAUAUUGUUCAAUUGCAUGAAAUACAUCGUGAUUUUGCUGACAUUGUUUCUGAUCAUGGUCAAAGGAUUGAUAAUAUUGAAUCGAGUGUUGCUCAAACUGAAACGCAAGUUUUUCAAAGUACUAAAAGCUUAGGUAAAGCUGUUGGAUUACAGUCAGCAGCUCGUCGAAAAAAAAUUAUAUGUGGUGUUAUUAUAUUUGUUAUAAUUGCUUUAGCUGUAAUUAUUACACUCGUAGUUGUACUCACCAAAAAAAAAUCUUAA
Messenger RNA from Rotaria sp. Silwood1, 384 nucleotides. The record is from the annotation of a GenBank genome assembly. NCBI's taxonomy places the organism in Eukaryota, Metazoa, Rotifera, Eurotatoria, Philodinida, Philodinidae.